GGCUUUUUUUCUAAAAUCCAAUAUUCCCAUGAUUUAUAUGAGUUCUCGAUCAACGGCCGAAUUUUGAGAUGACACCUUUAGGCUCUGAUUUCACCAACACAAAAACCUGUCCGAUAGGAAGUUGCGCUGACGCUGCCUUCCUAUGUAAACAUCCCAGGCACUUUGAUUCCGUGUCGAACACUCAUUAUUUUUCUUCUCCGUUUUGUCAGAAUGUUGGCCACAAUCCCCAAGAACUAUCUCCACGUGCCUGUGAGCCUUCAUGAGCGUCCCUAACCCUAAAAGGAACACGUGCGGGGCUUGGAUGAACCUUGAUACGGGCAGGAUGGGGAACAGCACAUCGUCAUCUUUGGGGAACACAGCAACUACUCCCAUGAAUCAGAUCCAAGAAAUCAUUUCUAAUAAUUGUGUGGUGAUUUUCUCCAAAACUUCUUGUUCUUACUGUACGAUGGCAAAAACACUUUUUCACGACAUGAGUGUAAACUAUAAAGUGGUGGAAUUGGACAUGCUUGAACACGGAAGCCAGUUACAAGACGCUCUUCACGAAAUGACCGGUGAAAGAACUGUGCCAAGAAUAUUUGUCAAUGGAACUUUUAUUGGCGGUGCAACUGACACUCACAGGCUUCACAAAGAAGGGAAAUUGCUUCCACUAGUUCACCAGUGUUAUCCAAAAAAAAGUAAGAGGAAAGAAUUUUAGUGAUAGCAACGGCAGGAUGGACAUGUCCAGCAAAGGUCUCGUUAUCAGUGAAUACUAUGAAGACAUCGGCAGCUGUAUUUGUGUUUUGAGCCCAGAUCAUUGGAAGAGAGCAAUCAGUUCCACCUGCUGGGAUCUAACUCGGAAAAAAAACAUGGAUAAGAAUACAAGAAAAUGCCCUCAUUUCUGUACUGACAUGUCUGAAAUAAUUAAAUACUUAAAAAUACUAUUUUAUAGGUUAUUUUGUUUAGACCCAAUAUAUAGGCUUUCUCAAGGCUUGUAAAUAUAUUUCUGAUUCUGUGUUCAUGAGAAA
Molecule: messenger RNA, 1004 nt
Organism: Orcinus orca (killer whale)
Lineage: Eukaryota; Metazoa; Chordata; Mammalia; Artiodactyla; Delphinidae
Gene: GLRX2
Product: glutaredoxin 2
Exons: 5
Coding region: 260-694 (144 amino acids)
Source: RefSeq, a predicted model, not a curated record